AUGACAACGCUUUCCGUCGGAGAAGCUCCUGUGCAGGUAAAAACAAACUUUUGAAGAAACCUCAUUUCGAAUUUUGAGGAAGAAGCGUCGGAUUUGGCGCGAAGAAUGAUACACCGUAUCAUGAGAUUUGGAACUGUCGAUGGGUUUUCAGAUGACCAAAUUUGUCAAAUUCUUAGAGCCGUUCGGACUUCCGCUCCAGAAAAAAAAAUGUUCUAUUUUCAAGGCAAAGACCGUUCUGGCGCCGCUGCCGGCGCUGAUCCCGAUAAGUUCACCGGUUGUCGUAUUUGGCGACCUCCACGGACAGCUUGGCGACUUGCUCAGGUUUAAAAUUCCUUUUUUUUUAGUAAUUAGAAACUCUACAGAUUUUUAAAAGUUGUUGGUAAACCGCCAAAAUAUCAGUUGCUAUUCUUGGGCGAUUACGUAGAUCGCUGCAAAAAAUCUUUGGAAGUUUGUCUUUUUUUUUCUUUUUAUAUUUCGUCUUGCAGGCUCAUGAAAUAAAAAUUCUCUAUAAUCCAUUCACCGCUAGGUUGAGAAUACUUUUUUUAGAAUUUCGAAAAAUUCAAGAAAUAAUGGAAAAAAAAGGGAAAGCGGAAAAAAUGGUGCAUAUGAGCCGAUGAAAUUUCGUAAGGAGGCAAUGAAAAAGGAACUAUUCCCCCACUCCCAAAAGGAAUAUUUCUAUGGAGCCUUUUUUCGGCCCUUCCGACUUUGCCUAUCUCGAAGUGCGACGUUCAAACUUUGGUUAUUUUUUCCUUUGGCCCGAAUUCGUUCAAAUCUCUUUUUUUCUCAUUUGCAUGAUCAUAGAAAAAUCAAAAGAGUCAAAAAGGAAAGCGUGAAAAAAAAGCGAGCAAAAUGAUCACGAUAAAAAGAGGAUGCAGACAUCAGACUGUUCCCCGUUGUAACGACUAAAGCAUACAGAAACGUAUAAAAGUCUUUUCAGACCAGCGGUGAAUGGACUAUUAUUUUCCUUUCAAAGUAGAUUUUUCCUCGAAUCGCAUGCAAUUUCCUUUCAGUUGAUGUUACUUUUGUUUUGUAUGAUGCUGAGAUAUCCGAAUCGAGUGCACCUUUUGCGGGGAAACCACGAAGUGCAGAAAGUAAACCGUAUCUACGGUUUCUAUGAAGAGCUUCGUCGAAAACGCAACUCGGCGAUCUGGACCCUGUUUCAGGAAGUUGAAACGGCGACAGCUUCAUGAAUUUAAGCUUGGAUUGCAGGUUUUUGCCGAGUUUCCACUCUGUGCAAUGAUUCAGGGCAAAAUCCUGUGUAUGCACGGUGGAUUGUCGGAGCUUCUCAAAAACCACAAUAGUCUUGAAGUUCUAACCGUGCGUUGAAUACAUUAUCAGUCAGAAAAAGAGAGCCAUUCUGAGUUCAGAAGCCAAAGAAACCAAUCGAGUGCGACACCGGCCUUGCGGUGGAUCUGAUGUGGUCGGACGCCAACAGAGAUACUUCUGCUCCGAGCUUCAAAUUUAACGCUGUAAUUUAUUCUUCAGUUUUCAAGCUGCUAAAAAUCGGCUCAUGAAGGUGAUAUAAUCUCUAAAUUAAGUUCCGAAAGAAUCGAUUUUUUAAAGUUCGAAAAAUUUGCUUGAAAGUGUUAUUUUUGUUCAAAUUUGGAUUUUAUACGAAAUAGGAGACGGGCGUCAAUUCAACCUGAUUCUUCAAGCUUUUAAAAAACAAAAAAGACUGAACCGAAAAUGUGUUCCCUAUAGUUUCCAGAAAUAUUCAAUAUUUUAUCUUAUCCAACAGAAAAAGGAUAUCUGACAAACAUUCCCUCCAGAGUCGCGGAGUAUCUGUUCUUUUCACGAAAGCAGACGUUGAGAAAGUCUGUGAAGAACUGAACGUCGACAUGAUCAUCCGCGCCCAUGAACUUGUUCCAGUAUGUUUUUCCCUUUUGAAAGAAAAAAAGCCGGCCUAGGACGGACACGAGUUUCUUUUCGAAAAUCGCUUGCUGACGCUCUUCUCGGCUCCCAAUUACUGUGGAAAAGAGAACAAUUGCGGAUCGGUAAUGGAUUUCCAUUUGGAAUUUCUAACUUUCUUUUCACUUGGCAGGUCCUCAAAAUCAGCAAGUCACUGAAAAUGUACAUUGUGUCGUUGAAGCCAAAAAGAAACCAAGCCGCCCUGAAAGAAGAACGAGCUAAAAUUUUGACCGAUUUGAACGCCGUCAAUUUCAAAAAUCCUGAUCCUUGUAUGUAUAUUCCGUGGAUCAAGCGGAAAAAUCGAAAAUUCCCAGGCUGCCGUCGAGUAAAACGCCGCACUUUGGAGAAGGUGCCGGAACUGGCGAUCGACUUCCAGAUGAGCUUCACUCCGCCCGCUCACGUGGUCCAACAACCUAAAGCCUACCGCAAAACGAGGUUUUGAACUUUAAAAACAAUUAUAAGUUUUGAGCUAACAUAAGCCAAAGGAUUCUUAGAAGAGUCCAAUAUUAUGGGUUUUGAAGAAUGGGUUCGCACACCAAAGGAGAUUUUCAGCGAGAGCUACUCUUUGAGUCAGGUCAAGAACCUGAUAACUGAAGCGACAAAGGCCAAUAUCAUUUCUGGAAGCACAUCUUCGGACUCAAAAGAAAGCUCGUCCAGUAAUUGAAAGUUCGGCAGAUGACCAGAAAUUCGCUCUUUUUCAGCCAAUUCUGCUGAGACAUCUCCAAACUCUGGAUCAUCUUCUACACAAGAAGGUUUGAACUUUAUUGAAAAUCUUCAAAAAGACAAAAAAUUUUCAGGCAAGACACCGGCUUCAGUGGUUAUGAAGAAAGUAUCUUUUGAAAAAGUCGACGAACUGAAUCUCAAAAAUUCAUCUUGA
Molecule: messenger RNA, 2785 nt
Organism: Caenorhabditis auriculariae
Lineage: Eukaryota; Metazoa; Nematoda; Chromadorea; Rhabditida; Rhabditidae
Source: the annotation of a GenBank genome assembly